Messenger RNA from Dromaius novaehollandiae (emu), 639 nucleotides. RefSeq names its product ubiquitin A-52 residue ribosomal protein fusion product 1 (gene UBA52). Gene Ontology annotation, biological process: modification-dependent protein catabolic process; translation; protein ubiquitination. Lineage: Eukaryota; Metazoa; Chordata; Aves; Casuariiformes; Dromaiidae. Gene Ontology annotation, cellular component: ribosome; nucleus; cytoplasm. Gene Ontology annotation, molecular function: structural constituent of ribosome; protein tag activity; ubiquitin protein ligase binding. The record is from RefSeq and is a predicted model, not a curated record. The transcript has 5 exons. Bases 136 to 522 code for a protein of 128 amino acids.
GCGGCCCGGCGGGCAGCGCGGGUGGGGGGGGCGGUGACGCGCGCGGUUGUGACGUAACUGCGGGCGGGUUCCGGUUCCGGGCGGUCCUUUUCUCGGCGGCGAGGCGGCGCGGCGGCGGGGCCAGACGGUGCCACGAUGCAGAUCUUCGUGAAGACCCUGACGGGCAAAACCAUCACCCUCGAGGUGGAGCCCAGCGACACCAUCGAGAACGUGAAGGCGAAGAUCCAGGAGAAGGAAGGCAUCCCCCCGGACCAGCAGCGGCUGAUCUUUGCGGGCAAGCAGCUGGAAGAUGGACGUACUCUCUCCGACUACAACAUCCAGAAAGAGUCCACCCUGCACUUGGUGCUGCGCCUGCGCGGGGGCAUCAUCGAGCCUUCCCUCCGCCAGCUCGCCCAGAAGUACAACUGCGACAAGAUGAUCUGCCGCAAGUGCUACGCCCGCCUCCAUCCCCGCGCCGUCAACUGCCGCAAGAAGAAGUGCGGCCACACCAACAACCUGCGCCCCAAGAAGAAGGUCAAGUAGAGGCGCCGGCCCUCGCUGUGCCGCUGCUCCGGGGCCGCCGCUCCGGCCGAGCACCGGGGCCGCCGCGGCCGCCCUCCCCCUGCCCGGGGCUCCCAAUAAAGCCUUGCUGUGUGCGUG